AUGUUAGCCACUCCUGUAAAGAAGGUCAUGUCAGUGUGCUGCAGCAAUCACUUGAAGCAGGAUGCAAUCAAAGAGCUUUGUGAUCUGCUGGGCACCACACCUGAAAGCCAUUCAUAUCCACUCUUUCCACCCAUCCUCUUCCCUAACACAUGCCCUAACACCACUAAUUCAACUGUUUUCAGCAACUGGAGACUGCUAGUGCAGAUCUUGAAAGCUGUUUUGAUGAGCGAAGCAUCUCUCACCUCUGUGAAGAAGGGCAGGCCACCCAGGAACUUGAAAAUUUGGGGAGUAUUGACAAUUACUCCAGGACCAAUGGCAUGGAGUGCAACAAUAGCCAUUUUCCUCCUCUUACCUGACACUGUGUUCUCUCAAGACAGCCAAGGGAAGAACUUAGGGAUUCAAUACAGGAAUCUAUUCUACAGCUUCAAGAAAAUAUUGAUCACUCUCGCAAUGGCUGGUCUACAAGCUAAUGAUGCUGAAGACUCAGACUUAUUAGACCCUGCUCUAGAUUCAGAGAUCAGCACUGUUUCUUGCAUGAUCACUGCUGUCCAAGAUGACCAGUCCAUUCCUCCAUUGCCUACAGUUUUGGAUGCAGCUCCUAGUGCUCCCUCAACUCCACCAUUUGCCUCAAUGGCUACAAUUGAGGAUGAUUUACAUGUGCUCAUUCAUACCAAGCUUCAAGUGGCCAGUUUGGCACUACCUAAUACUGCCAGUAUAUCAACUAAUAGUUCAACUAUUGAACUGGCUGAUGAGGGUAAUAAUAGUAAAUCUCAGUCGAAGAAAAGGUUGAAGAAGCAUGUUCCAGAUGGUGCAACUCACAAGUCUGAUUGUCACAGGAAAAAGUAG
Molecule: messenger RNA, 846 nt
Organism: Suillus subaureus
Lineage: Eukaryota; Fungi; Basidiomycota; Agaricomycetes; Boletales; Suillaceae
Exons: 6
Coding region: 1-846 (281 amino acids)
Source: RefSeq, a predicted model, not a curated record